Molecule: messenger RNA, 894 nt
Organism: Populus euphratica (Euphrates poplar)
Lineage: Eukaryota; Viridiplantae; Streptophyta; Magnoliopsida; Malpighiales; Salicaceae
Product: psbP domain-containing protein 1, chloroplastic-like
Exons: 3
Coding region: 50-847 (265 amino acids)
Biological process (GO): photosynthesis
Cellular component (GO): photosystem II; photosystem II oxygen evolving complex; extrinsic component of membrane
Molecular function (GO): calcium ion binding
Source: RefSeq, a predicted model, not a curated record
CACACUGACAAUCACUAGUUUGUGUGUCUCAAUACAAACUCAUCAAGAAAUGGCAAGAAUUCUUGACUCGUUCCCUCCUCCACUUCAACUCACCCAUCCAACUCUUUCUCGCUCUACUUGGCCCAGUUGCUCAAUGCCCAUUUCACCAAAUCCCACUUUCUGCAGCUCUAUUUCUCAUUACAACCAACUGACUAAAGCUUUUGCAGUUCCAAGGAGAAAUGCAAUGGCAUUGAUCUUGUCAAGUUACAUUUUCUCAGAAGUUGGUUUCAACAAUAUUGCAUUUGCUCAACAGUCUGUUGGAUUCAGGGAAUACAUUGAUCAAUUUGAUGGGUAUUCAUUCAAGUACCCUCAGAACUGGAUUCAAGUUCGUGGUGCUGGAGCUGAUAUAUUCUUCAGAGACCCUUUUGUUCUUGAUGAAAAUCUCUCAGUGGAGUUGUCGUCUCCUUCAUCAUCCAGGUACAAGAGUGUUGAAGACUUGGGCCCUCCACAAGAAGCUGCAAAGAAGGUGCUUAAGCAGUAUUUGACAGAGUUCAUGUCUACUAGACUUGGCGUCAGGCGGGAAUCAAAUAUUCUUUCGACAUCGUCCAGAGUCGCUGAUGACGGAAAGCUUUAUUAUCAAGUUGAGGUAAACAUCAAGUCCUACGCAAAUAACAACGAACUGGCUGUUAUGCCUCAGGAAAGAGUAGUUCGAUUGGAAUGGGAUCGCCGGUAUCUGUCAGUUCUUGGAGUUGAAAACAAUCAGCUGUACGAGUUAAGAUUACAGACACCUGAAAAUGUAUUUGUAGAAGAGGAAAAUGAUCUUCGCAAAGUCAUGGAUUCCUUUAGAGUGAACAAGGUUGCUGUUUAAUUAGUCGAGUUCAUAUAGAUUUAUCCAAUAUUCUGUAGGUUGGGAUU